Molecule: messenger RNA, 8356 nt
Organism: Gopherus flavomarginatus (Mexican gopher tortoise)
Lineage: Eukaryota; Metazoa; Chordata; Testudines; Testudinidae
Product: zinc finger protein 14 homolog
Exons: 16
Coding region: 68-3520 (1150 amino acids)
Biological process (GO): regulation of DNA-templated transcription
Source: RefSeq, a predicted model, not a curated record
CUGGGGAAGUGGGAGGUGGGGGAAAUGUCUGAAGUUAAUUGUUAGGGAUGUGGGUGUGGCCGUGGGGAUGUUCACCAAGGGGUCCUGCGUUUUCUCUAUAAAACCUGCCCCCUUUUUCACCAGCCCCUCUUGGAUGUUGCUUGCUGUGGUUGAACUAGCCCUGGAGAAAAAAAAGGAGGCACCAGAAGAGUCUCUGGCCCCUCUGCGGAAAGAGAGAGAAGUAGACAAAGCCAAGGAGGAGCAGCAAAGUGAGGAGCUGCUGAAACAGACGGAAGUCGAGAGGCAGAAGAUCAUCUGGGAGUGGAAGGAGCUGCAGGAGUUUCUGGAGGAGCAGGAGCAGCGGUUGCUGUCCCAGCUGGAAGAGCUAGAGAGAGCCAUUGUCCAGAGAAGGGAUGAGGGCCUCUGCAAACUUUCUGGGGAGAUUUCAGUGCUCCGUGAGAGAAGAGGAGAGAAAGGACAGCAGCCACUGAGCCAAUAUUUGCAGACUCCAAUGGUGCCUGCCCUGCAGAGCGGGGGGUCUCCCCAGCCUGGGACACCCCACCUGACUGCAUCUCCUUUCUCUCCCUCUCAGGGUGCUGGAAGCACUGAGAGCAGCAGGGAGGACGGGAAGUUUCAGAAGCCAGAGCUGGGGUUUAUGGUGCUGGAGAAGAGACUCUGCAAUUUCUCUCUGAAAAGUGCCGCCCUGCAAGAGGUGCUGCUGGGAUUCAAAGAGACGCUGCGACUGGAGCUGGGGAGCGACACAGGCUGCAGAACAACAUCCACUUUUCACUCCAGAUGGGCCCAGCCUCCCAGGGAACGGGGAAGGGAAAUGGAUGCUGUGGAGCUGGCUCAGGGGCUGGUGACCUUUGAGGAGGUGGCUGUGUAUUUCACCAGGGAAGAGUGGGCUCUGCUGGACCCUGCUCAGAGAGACCUCUACUGGGAUGUCAUGCAGGAGAACUAUGAGAAGGUGACCACUCUGGGGUUACCAGUUUCCCAACCUGAGGUGAUGCCCCAGCUGGAACGAGGGGAAGAACUGUGGGUCUCAGAUCUCCAGAGCUCUGAGGAAGGAGAGAUCCUGAGAAGAACCUUCCCAGGAGAUGGUGGGAUGGUGAGUGAGAACAGGGAGCACAAUCCACAGCAGGAGGAUGCUGAGCAUGUGGAACCACACUGGGAAGUAUCACAAAGAACGAAGGGGGACAUGUCCAGGAGUCAUAAGGAGAGGCAGCAGGGAACCCAGCCAGUGGAGAAAAUGAUUAAAUCCAUCAAUUGUGAGGAAAAUCACAAGGACCUCCAGGAAACCACAGUGCAGCAGAGAAUCCUCAUGGGAGAGAGGAAACACACAUGCCCUGAGUGCGGGAGAAACUUCAGUAGACGCUCACACCUUAUUCACCACGAGCGAAUCCACACAGGAGAGAGACCCUAUGAAUGCUGUGAGUGUGGGAAAAACUUCACUCGGCGCUCAGACCUUAUUAGACACCAGAAAACCCACACAGACGAGAGCCCCUAUGAAUGUUGUGAGUGCGGGAAAGCCUUCAUUUACUGCUCAGACCUGAGGAGACAUCAGAGGAUCCACAGGAGGCAGAGACCCUAUGAAUGCUGGUUACCAGUUUCUAAGCCUGAGGUGAUGUCCCAGCUGGAACGAGGGGAAGAGCUGUGGGUCUCAGAGCUCCAGGGCUCUGAGGAAGGAGAGAUCCUGAGAAGAACCUUCCCAGGAGAUGGUGGGAUGGUGAGUAAGAACAGGGAACUCAGUCCACAGCAGGAAGAUGCUGAGCAUGUGGAACCGCACUGGGAAGUAUCACAAAAAACGAAAGGGGAUGUGUCCAGGAGUCAUGAGGAGAGGGAGCAGGGAAACCAGCCAGCGGAGAAAAUGGGAAAAUCUAUCAAGUGUGAGGAAGAUCACAAGGACCUUCAGGAAACCACAGCGCAGCAGAGAAUCCUCAUGGGAGAGAGGAAACACACAUGCCCUGAGUGCGGGAGAAACUUCAGUAGACGCUCACACCUUAUUCACCAUGAGCGAAUCCACACAGGAGAGAGACCCUAUGAAUGCUGUGAGUGUGGGAAAAACUUCACUCGGCGCUCUGACCUUAUUAGACACCAGAAAACUCACACAGACGAGAGCCCCUAUGAAUGUUGUGAGUGCGGGAAAGCCUUCAUUUACUGCUCAGACCUGAGGAGACAUCAGAGGAUCCACAGGAGACAGAGACCAUAUGAAUGCUGGUUACCAGUUUCCAAGCCUGAGGUGAUGUCCCAGCUGGAACGAGGGGAAGAGCUGUGGGUCUCAGAUCUCCAGGGCUCUGAGGAAAAAGAGAUCCUGAGAGGAACCUGUCCCGGAGAUGGCGGGAUGGUGAGUGAGAACGGGGAGCACAAUCCACAGCAGGAAGAUGCUGAGCAUGUGGAACCACACUGGGAAGUAUCACAAAGAACGAAGGGGGACAUGUCCAGCAGUCAUGAGAGGCAGCAGGGACACCAGCCAGCGGAGAAAAUGGGCAAAUCCAUCAAUUGUGAGGAAGAUCACAAGGACCUCCAGGAAACCACAGUGCAGCAGAGAAUCCUCAUGGGAGAGAGGAAACACACAUGCCCUGAGUGCGGGAGAAACUUCAGUAAACGCUCACACCUUAUUCAUCAUGAGCGAAUCCACACAGGAGAGAGACCCUAUGAAUGCUGUGAGUGUGGGAAAAACUUCACUCGGCGCUCAGACCUUAUUAGACACCAGAAAACCCACACAGACGAGAGCCCCUAUGAAUGUUGUGAGUGCGGGAAAGCCUUCAUUUACUGCUCAGACCUGAGGAGACACCAGAGGAUCCAUACAGGACAGAGACCCUAUGAAUGCUGGUUACCAGUUUCCAAGCCUGAGGUGAUGUCCCAGCUGGAACGAGGAGAAGAGCUGUGGGUCUCAGAUCUCCAGGGUUCUGAGGAAAGAGAGAUCCUGAGAGGAACCUUCCCAGGAGAUGGUGGGAUGGUGAGUGAGAACAGGGAGCACAAUCCACAGCAGGAGGAUGCUGAGCAUGUGGAACCGCACUGGGAAGUAUCACAAAGAACGAAGGGGGACGUGUCCAGGAGUCAUGAGGAGAGGCAGCAGGGAAACCAGCCAGCAGAGAAAAUGGGCAAAUCCAUCAAUUGUGAGGAAAAACACAAGGACCUCCAAGAAACCACAGCGCAGCAGAGAAUCCUCAUGGGAGAGAAGAAACACAUAUGCCCUGAGUGUGGGAAAAACUUCAGAAGUCGCUCACACCUUAUUAACCAUGAGCGAAUCCACACAGGAGAGAGACCCUAUGAAUGCUGUGAGUGUGGGAAAAACUUCAUUCGACGCUCACACCUUAUUAGACACCAGAGGAUCCACACCGGUGAGCGACCCUAUGAAUGUUGUGAGUGUGGGAAAACCUUCCUUUACCGCUCAGACCUUGGGAGACAUCAGAGGAUCCACACAGGACAGAGACCUUAUGAAUGCUGUGAGUGCGGGAAAAGCUUCCAUCAGGGGUCACACCUUAUUUAUCAUAAGAGAAUCCACCAGGGAGAUAAACACCAUAAAAUCCUUGUCUAGGGCUGGCAAAACAUACAUUUGUUUCUUUAAUAUUUUUGCUAAUUCCCACACGUGGCUUUUAAGCCUGUGAGUGCCAUUUACAUGAUUGUGGUCUCAGCUCCCCCAUGUGAGUUGUCCGGUUCUGCUUUUUGCAGCUAGCCCUUCUUUGGGGGGAAUCCCCAAAGCCCUGUUCUGCCAUCUGCUUUGGUCUAUGAGUCGUGGGAGUGUGAGUCCCUCUUACUAGGAAUAUGCGUCAGCCCCAGGUGGGGAGACACGAAUGUCCUCAGUUAGCUGCAUUGUGGUAAAAUCUAACUGGGCUUUCUCUCCAUUAGCAUUUUUUGCAGUUAGCCAGCUUGAGUGAACUAUCCAGAUGGAAAAUCACAACUCUGUUUUCUGCGCUGACAUGACCCAAGUACAAUAGUCUGGGCAGGUAGCACUUUUCCCUCGACCUGUCCUAACCUCCUCCACUUUUCCUAGUCUAGACAAACCAUUAUCAUGAUGCUAAAAACUUUUUUAAAUAACACAGCUCAAUAAUAAUGAGACAGCACUGAGUGUGAAGCAGGUUUCAGUGGAUCAGAGGAGAAUGCAAUGGGAAGAUCUGUGGUUCUCAUUCUGAGUUAUCAGAUGUAACCUGCUCUAGAAUCUCAUUCCAUCUGAAACUGAAAAUAUCUUACACCUCUGUGAGCAGGGUUAGAUUUCCAACUAGGCAGUCGGAAGGUUGCCAAGUAUUUGAUUUUCUAGCCUUUGGGCUAUUUUCAGCUGUCAAUUGCCAGGGUUUUUUUAGCAGUUGGAAGUUGCAAGAUUUUGAGUUCUUUUGCUACACUGCUUCCACUGGCCACACUGCUCAGGAGGGAGGGAGCCUCCUGAUCUGUCCCAUCCCUUGCCAAGAUGCCCCACACACCACUUGUCUCAGUUCAUGGUCCCUCUCCUUAGGUGACAUUUGCAGCAUGUGUAGAAUUCUUAUCCGAGGGAGGCAGAAUUUUUUUUCUGCAAAAAUAUGCUGCAGUUCUGUCUUUUGUCCACCAGAGGCCACUGUGGUGCCAGAACAGCUUGAGCUGGCUGAGGCUGACUGCUCCAGCAGGCAGCUGCAAACAGCUGGCAGGCCAGUGGCAGGGGCAUUUCUUCCUCAAGUGAAAAGUUGCAGCAGCCUUCUUGGAGGCAGAGCAGGCCACACAGGACUGCUGGGCUGGGGAGGUCACAGGGUCACAUGGGGAGGCAGGGGGGCCACUGAUGAUGCUGUGCCUAGGAGCACAAGAUGUAAAUCCAGCCCUGAUUUUCCUCUCUUUCCUGAAGGCUGUUUGGUUACACAACUGGACAUUAGUAUUCUGUGGCAGAAUGUAGUUCAGAUUUAUUGGGGACUUUGAGUCAAAUAACCAGUUGCUUCAAUAGUCCUUUCUUCCUUUAUUUUUCCUUUUCCUCCACCCCUCCAUGAUGACAUGGGGAAAGUUCAAACGCAGCUCAGUCAGCUGGAGAGAAUAUUCCCAGUUCUGGGAUACGCUACUAAGGAAACAGGAGUGGUUUUAAAUCUCCAGUGGUUAACAACAGCACACCCCAAACUCUGCAACUAUCUGAAGUAACUAGGUAUAAUCACAGUGUUGGUCAAUUAUUUAAAUCAUUAUUAUCUCUGAUAACACAGGGAGAGAGUGCCACAGUAAGUGAUUUGGAACUAGGCAAAAUGCCCAUGUAUUUGGUUCCCAACACAGUUGUGACCCAGCUCCUACAGGAAGUUACUCCUGAAGAUAUCUCUGAGCUAAUCCUAAUAUUUGGGAAAUACUGCUUUUAGCUAUGCAGAUGUGGGGGAAAUAGAACUGGUGUUUUUUGUUGAAUUCACCCUUUGUAAUACUGCAAAUGUGUGUAAAAUAAAUUCAGUGUUCAGUGUGAGACAGCUGAAGGAAAAAUAACUCUUUUUGAACAGAACCCAACCUCUUGUACCAUCCAAUGAGUCUCAUCAGGGCUAUAUCUGAUUGCUGAUUUAGACCUGUUCCAUCAGAUUAAAGAAGUAACCUGGGCAUGUUUGAGGAAGUCAUUACUCGCUAGCACAGCUGACAUUCUGGGUGAGCUGGUAAAGGAUUCUUCUCCAAAGAAACGUAAAUAUGUCCUCCUCAAGACGAAGGAUUUGGCAAGAACUCAGAAACCACAGGCACCUAACUGCUGGUUUUCAGCACAGAGAUGAAAGCUAUGGUGAGCUAUGGUCUAAGCAGAAAUGUGUUUCGAACACAACUCCUUAGUUCUGUGACAUUGAUUAGAGUCCCAACAGGUGCUAGUUUGAUUGAGAACAAUUGUCCUUUACCAUUUGAAUCCAGAGUUUCAUGAGGCAAAGAAAAAGAGUUGAUGCCUUCAGAGGACAUUCCUUCCUCAGAAGGAUCCCAAUCUGGCUGCCUUGUUGGACAAUAAGCACUUUCCUUCUGUGCAAGUGAUGGUAAUCCAUGAGGAAAUGAGUGGGUCAAGCUCCAAGUUCAGACUGUAGGAUCUAUGAAUGUUGAAUCCUGAUUCUGUGCUUUGAUCUCUUGGUUUUGGUCUUGUGUUUUGUGCCUUUGCAUCACGUCUCCAUCUCCUGUUACUUUGAAAGAUUAAAAAGUGUGAAAAUAGAAUAGAAGGUUUUUCUCAUGUUGCAAACCUUGUUGCCACGUAGUGUGAGACCCCUUCCACCAACGCUUAUGGCAGAAGAGCCAUAGGUAAACUAACUUCCAGAAACGGAAGGCACCUAUAUAAAAAUACUGCUCAGGCAUGCAGGAGUGAAAUCAGGAAGGCCAAAUCACACUUGGAGUUACAGCUAGCAAGAGAUGUUAAGAGUAACAAGAAGAAAGUCAAGGAAAGUGGGGGCCCCUUACUGAGUGAGGGAGGCAGCCUAGUGACAGAGGAUGUGGAAAAAGCUAAUGUACUCAGUGCUUUUUUGGCCUCUGUCUUCUUGAACAAGGUCAGCUCCCAGACUGCUGCACUGGGCAGCACAGCAUGGGUGGGAGGUGACCAGCCCUCUGUGCAGAAGGAAGUGGUUCGAGACUAUUUAGAAAAGCUGAAUGAGCACAAAUCCAUGGGGCCGGAUGCGCUGCAUCCGAGGGUGCUAAAGGAGUUGGUGGAUGUGAUUGCAGAGCUGUUGGCCAUUAUCUUUGAAAACUCAUGGUGAUCAGGAGAGGUCCUGGAUGACUGGAAAAAAGUUAAUAUAGUGCCCAUCUUUAAAAAAAGAGAAGAAUGAGGAUCUAGGGAACUACAGGCCAGUCAGCCUCACCUGUGUCCCUGGAAAAAUCAUGGAGCAGGUUCUCAAGGAAUCAAUUGUGAAGCACUUGCAGGAGAGGAAAGUGAUCAGAAACGGUCAGCAUGGAUUCACCAAGGGCAAGUCAUGCCUGACUAACCUAAUUGCCUUCUAUGAGGAGAUAACCGGCUCUGUGGAUGAGGGAAAGCAGUGGAUGUGUUAUUCCUUGACUUUAGCAAAGCUUUUCAUAUGGUCUCCCACAGUAUUCUUGCCAGCAAGUUAAAGAAGUAUGGGCUGGAUGAAUGGACUAUAAGGUGGACAGAAAGCUGGCUAGAUCGUCGGGCUCACCAGGUAGUGAUCAAUGGCUCCAUGUCUAGUUGGCAGCCAGUAUCAAGCGGAGUGCCCCAAGGGUCAGUUCUGAGGCUGGUUUUGUUCGAUAUUGUUAAUGAUCUGGAGGAUGGCAUUGACUGCACUCUCAGCAAGUUUGCAGAUAACACUAAACUGGGAGGAGUGGUAGAUACGCUGGAGGGUAAGGACAAGAUACAGAGGGACCUAGACAAAUUGCAAGAUUUGGCCAAAAGAAAUCUGAUGAGGUUCAACAAGGACAAGUGUAGAGUCCUGCGCUUGGGACGGAAGAAUUCCAUGCACUACUACAGACUAGGGAGUGAGGGGCUAGGCAGCAGUUCUGCAGAAAAGGACCUAGGGGUUACAGUGGACAAGAAGCUGGAUAUGAGUCAACAGUGUGCCCUUGUUGCCAAGAAGGCUAGCGGCAUUUUGGGCUGUAUAAGUUGAGACAAAUUACAGCAGAUCGAGGGACAUGAUCAUCCCCCUCUGUUCGACAUUGAUGAGGCCUCAUCUGGAGUACUGUCUCCAGUUUUGGGCCCUACACUACAAGAAGGAUGUGGAAAAAGUGGAAAGAGUCCAGCGGAGGGCAACAAAAAUGAUUAAGGGGCAGGAGCACAUGACUUAUGAGGAGAGGCUGAGGGAACUGGGAUUGUUUAGUCUGUAGAAGAGAAGAAUGAGGGGAGAUUUGAUAGCUGCUUUCAACUACCUGAAAGGGGGUCAAAGGAGGAUGGAUCUAGACCGUUCUCAGUGGUAGCAGAUGACAGAACACGGAAUAAUGGUCUCAAGUUGUAGUGGGGGAGGUCUUCUUUGGAUAUUAGGAAAAACUUUUUCACUAGGAGGGUGGUGAAGCACUGCAGUGGGUUCCCUAGGGAGGUGGUGGAAUCUCCUUCCUUAGAGGUUUUUAAGGUCAGGCUUGACAAUGCCUUGGCUGGGAUGAUUUAAUUGGGGAUUGGUCCUGUUUUGAGCAGGGGGUUGGAUUAGAUACCUCUUGAGGUCCCUUCCAAUCCUGAUAUUCUAUGAUUCUAUGUGAGUGUAAACCACAACUUUACAGAAGGGUUCAUUUGGUGGAAAUGAGUGUUAAAUUGAAUUAAAGGAAAGUAACAAAAAAGAUUUUUAUUACCUGUGAGAAUGAAAUUAAACAUGAGGUUAAUUAUUAAUGAACAAGACUAAUUAUGUGAUGACUUUCAGCUUUCCAGUAUAAUUCUGAUUUAUGUUUUCUUUUUAUUGGUAAUAUAGGAAAUGGUGGCUAAUCCUUAAAGGCUUGUUUGAUGUAUUUUACUCCCUUCUGACUAAGGAAUUCUGAAAUAAAACUUUACUCCAAA